Molecule: messenger RNA, 1705 nt
Organism: Colletotrichum phormii
Lineage: Eukaryota; Fungi; Ascomycota; Sordariomycetes; Glomerellales; Glomerellaceae
Product: di-trans,poly-cis-decaprenylcistransferase
Exons: 3
Coding region: 221-1291 (356 amino acids)
Cellular component (GO): dehydrodolichyl diphosphate synthase complex; endoplasmic reticulum; membrane
Molecular function (GO): ditrans,polycis-polyprenyl diphosphate synthase [(2E,6E)-farnesyl diphosphate specific] activity
Source: RefSeq, a predicted model, not a curated record
GUACUUUAUCCAAGUUGCCAGCAGAGCUGAUGCGACACUCACGUAGUGACACCACUGGUUUCUUGUUCUUGUUUGUAAUUCCUUGUGGAAGAUAUCCGGCCUGCUUUCUCUUCCCAGUUUCUUACUUUCCGAGAAAUCCUCUCAACGCAUAAUUCAGCACAUUUACAGCUUUCCAUCCCCCUUACGCAGAGCAUCGCGCUCCAGAACCCGGUCAGACAGCAUGUCGGAAAUAUUCAUCAACCACAUCACCCGAUGGCUCUUUAGCUCGCCGCCCGCCGAGUGGGCAAUAAAUCAACUGCGCGAACUCCUCAUUGGAGCCUUGAAGCAAGGACCAGUCCCUCAACAUGUUGCAUUCGAGAUGGACGGCAAUAGGCGGUAUGCCCGCGGCAGGAAGAUGGAGACGAUAGAGGGCCACCACCACGGUUUCGAAGCCCUAGCAAGAGUUCUCGAGAUUUGUUACAAGUGCGGCGUCAAAGUCGUGACCGUCUACGCCUUCAGUAUAGAAAACUUCAACCGCCCGCAAUACGAGGUCGAUGGGCUUAUGCAGCUGGCCAAGGUGAAGCUCGAACAGUUGACAAAACAUGGAGAUAUCCUGGAUCGAUACGGCGCGGCGGUUCGUGUGCUUGGACAGAGAGAUCUGAUCCGCAAGGACGUUCUGGAGGUGGUCGACCGGGCAGUUGACAUGACCAAGUACAACAAGCAAAACGUGCUGAACAUUUGCUUCCCGUAUACGUCGCGGGAAGAGAUGACAACGGCCGUGCGAUCCACAGUGCAGGAGUAUAUGAUGCCCCCUGGACCCAAGUUCACGCCCUUCCCGGCUGCUCGCAUCUCGCAAAAGAUCAUGUCGAAGCAACUGGAGCACCGAGAGCCCCUUCCGACCAUCCGGGACACAUCGCCAGCUCCUUCUUCACGGUCAGAUGAUGGUGCGUCGUCGUCGACUACUCUUCCUCCCGACUCGCCUUCACCGCCGAGGCAUAACGGUGCCGCAGGCGGGCACUGCCUGAAGAAUCCAGAGACUAUCACGGCUGAGACACUCAACAAUCAUAUGUACACUGCUGGAAACCCUCCGCUGGAUAUCUUUGUGAGAACUAGUGGCGUAGAAAGACUCAGCGACUUCAUGCUUUGGCAGUGCCACCAAGACACGCACAUUUUCUUCUUGAAGUGCCUUUGGCCCGACUUCGACCUGCAGCACUUCUUGCCUGUGCUUCUGGAGUGGCAGUGGAGGCAGAAGCAAAUUGAGAGAGACGAGCGGCCGAGACAAGCGACGGCCAAGGCGCGAAAGCUUGCCUGAACCUGUCCAACUGAACAUAACGGCCGAAGGUUUCCAUGGAUAGGCGUUACUUAGUUGAUUGUCAUUGUUGUGUCUAGCUGGAAAGAACCAGCUUUGAGGUGGUGUGCUCGUGGUAGAGAGACCACAAGGAGGGAUGGCGGACCUGAUACCACGAAGGAGUGUUUGUAAACCAUAUUGAUAUCCAUCAAAUUCGAUUUUCUUAGACAAAGUGUUGUUUAUAUGUAAGAGGAGACGUUGGCCGCGCAUCUGCAAAUUAUGGCAAGGUAUACUUGACGGCGGAAUGGCUUCUGGAAUGUUACAAAGGAACGCCUACCUUACUCCGGACAUGGACUUCUUCAAGUUGUGGCGUCAACGAUGCGAUACCCCAGGAAUGACGCAGUUGAUGUGGCUGACCGGAGAUUGCCAGUGUUUGCU